CGUGAACAGUGUCUACUCCUCCUGCUCCAAAACGUUUUCGAUCCGUAAACAUUGAAAUGGCAAAGGUUGUGGUUGAUCAAAAGGCUUACCUGAAGAAGUAUCUGCGUUCUGAUAAAGAUGAAAAGAAGAAGAAAAAGAAGAAAGUGAAAGUCGCCUCCACCAAUGUUAAAAUCAUCGACGACGACAUUGACCUGAACCACAUACGUCCAGUCGACGAAGGGGAAUUCGAGAUUCUCAAUGCAACAGAGGAUGCACCGCAAAUCGUAGGAAUCAUCGACGAGCGUGGGCCAGUUGAUUUCGCCGAUAAAAGGAGAUGGAAAAUAAUAGCAGACGAUGGGGAUGGAAACGUCGCUGUGAGCUGCAGCCAGUCACGCUCCAGGGACGUAGAGAACGAAUCGAUAUCAAACGACAGUGUCCCCAAACCCUCUCAAAAGCCUCCUAGAGACGAUAAAAGGGAGAGUAAAAAUGGUAAUUCUAAUCAAACUCCACCCAGAAAAUCCAGAAAACAUUCUGACGAUGAUUUGUCCCCACCCAGGAAGGCCCACUCCAAGAAAAAAUCCAGAAAACGUAAGAAGAGUUCGAACAUUGAAACGAGCUCCUCCUCGAGUUCCAGCUCAUCUUCAGAUUCCGAGCCUAGCAAAAAUAGUAAAUCAAAGUCUAAAAAGUCUUCAAAACAUCGUGGAACAACUCCUGAUGAUGAGGAUUCUGAUUUGAGUCCUCCACGGCCACGAAAACGAAGAGAUUCUGAUGAUUUGAGCCCUCCGAGGUCACGAAAACAGAAAAAUUUGAGUCCUGCAAAUACCAAGAGGUAUCAGAACCAGUCAGACAGUGAUAUAAGUCCCCCUAGAAGGAAUAAAAAAGGUCCUGAAGACUUUAGGAGGAGAAGACCAGACGAUUUCGAUCUGGAUCCUCCGAGGAGACCCCAGGGCCAUUCUAGCAGAAGGAACUACGACCUCAAUUCGAGUCCUUCAGGAUCUAAGAGACGAAGGGACUCAGAUGAGGACCUGAGUCCCCCCAGAAGGCCUCCUAGAGACUCGAGAGACUCUAGAAGUCAUAAAAAUACUUAUUCAGACUUCAGUCCACCAAGAAAAUCCAGGAGGGAAGAUCCAAAAUUUUACAAGAGAGACAGGCGAUCAGAUUCUGACUUGAGUCCCCCUAGAAAAUCAAAUAAACCUGAAUCGAGGUCAUCUAGGAGGCAAGGAGGCUCUGAUUCAGACUUGAGUCCUCCCAGGCACCGAAGGAAUGACCAAAAAAAUCCCAGAUCAGACUUCCAACGAGAUAAAUCCGAGUCCUCUCGACGAAACCAAGAGAAAUCCUCUGGAAGAAAAAAAUCCAGGUGGAACGAAGAAGAGGAAAGUAGGAAGUCUUCAUCCCCAGACGUCGAAAGACGAAUGAAGAAGACUUUAAGUGGUAAAACUGCAGGUCUGCUAGACGCCAAUGCCCUGAGGGAGGAGACAAUAGCACACAAGAAACGAGAGAGGGAAUUAUUCAACAAAAUGAGUGCAGAGGUGAGUGGAGAGGGACAGGCGCCAGUUUUGCGUGACAGGAAGACUGGGAGAAAACGUGAUUUGGCUGCUGAGGCUGCUGAUAAAAGGCAGAAGGAGAAGGAACAAGCGAAAAUCGAUGAGAAAUAUGCCAAGUGGGGGAAAGGGCUGAAACAAGUGAGCGACCAAACUCAGAAGCUCAAGGACGAUCUCUACGAGAUGAGCAAACCCCUGGCAAGAUACGCCGACGAUGUUGAUUUAGAUUCGCAACAACGGGCAAUGGAGUACGCCGAGGAUCCAAUGCUCGCUUACAUCAAAGAUAAACAGAUUAAAGAAGGGAAGAGAGAGCCUGAUGCACCGACUUACGAGGGCUCAUUCAUGCCAAAUCGAUUUGGAAUUAAACCGGGUCACCGUUGGGACGGUGUUGACCGUAGCAACGGAUAUGAGAAAAAAUGGUUUGAGGCUCGCAAUUCCCGAGCCGCUGUGCAAGAGGAGGCGUACAAAUGGUCCACCGCAGACAUGUAAAUUUCACAUUCAU
Diachasma alloeum is the source of this 2022-nucleotide messenger RNA. Its product is annotated as BUD13 homolog. Gene Ontology annotation, biological process: mRNA splicing, via spliceosome. The transcript has 4 exons. Gene Ontology annotation, molecular function: RNA binding. Bases 57 to 2009 code for a protein of 650 amino acids. The record is from RefSeq and is a predicted model, not a curated record. Gene Ontology annotation, cellular component: RES complex; U2-type spliceosomal complex. Lineage: Eukaryota; Metazoa; Arthropoda; Insecta; Hymenoptera; Braconidae.